GACGAGCACUGCGUGUGCUUACAAAAUUCUAGGGGGACAUAUCUCACUCUGUCAGACUUAUCACCAACCAGAGAUUCCACCCACCACAUGAUCCCGAUCGAUCCCAGAAGCACAUGCACCUCCGAUCCUUUGGCAUACCUGAUAAAUCACUCUCCAGUCUCCCUCCACUGGACAGCGAGCCAGUUGCACUUGCACAAGGCGUGAGAAACCAACGAAGAUGGCCGGCGGUGAGGGCGACGCAGCGCUGCCAUUGCUGGAGGAGAAGCCCCAGGUGUACUUCGAUGGGUGUCCCGGUUGCGCCAUGGACAGGAGGAAGGCGGAGAACCCGGAGAUCCCCUACGGCCUCUUCUUCCAUACGUGGAUCAUCAACCUCGUCACCUGCCUGCCAGUGUCCUCGUUAUUUCCCUUCUUGUAUUUCAUGAUAAGAGAUCUGGGUAUUGCCAAAAGAGUAGAAGAUAUUGGAUUUUAUGCUGGUUUUGUAGGUGCUUCAUAUAUGCUUGGUAGAGCUUUGACUUCCAUAAUUUGGGGAAUAUUAGCAGAUCGUAUUGGGAGGAAACCAAUCAUUAUUAUCACAAUUUUCUCCAUCCUUGUAUUCAACACCUUGUUUGGACUGAGCGUGCACUACUGGAUGGCGAUAGCUACACGGUUUCUUCUUGGUUUUUUAACUGGUUCAGUUGGCACAAUAAGAGCUUAUGCUGUUGAAGUUUGCCGACCUGAGCAUCACGCUAUUGGCCUAUCACUUGUGAACACAUCAUGGGCAAUAGCUCUUAUUAUUGGACCAGCCAUAGGUGGUUAUCUUGCACAGCCAACAGAUAAAUUUCCAAACUUAUUUUCUGCUGACUCAUUAUUUGGAAGGUAUCUUGUGCUAAAUGUAUUAAAUUCUAUUAGUAGAGUAUUUUCUUCAAUGUACUCAUUCUUGUAUAUUUUUAAUAGGUUCCCGUACUUCUUACCGUGUUUAUUUAUAUCGAUCUUCAGCUUUGUUGUUCUCAUAAGCUGCAUAUGGCUCCCGGAGACAUUGCAUACACACAAGCUACACAAAAAGGAACAUCCUGAAUCUUUGAUUGCGUAUUUAUCUGAUUCUGAAGAGUUUGUUAAGAAAUAUAGUACUUCAAAUAAGAAUAAGGGACUAUUGACAAAUUGGCCUCUAAUGUCAUCUAUUUUUCUCUUUUGUAUCACAAGCUUUGAUGAUAUGGCUUAUUCAGAGAUAUUUUCUUUAUGGUCUGAGAGUGACAAAAAGUAUGGUGGACUAAGUUUCUCAUCUGAAGAUGUUGGUAAUGUACUUUUGGUGACAGGUGCUAGCAUCCUUCUAUACCAAACAUUUAUUUAUCCCUAUAUUGUCAAAGUUCUCGGACUAAUCAAUUCUUCUCGUAUUGCAAUUAUUCUAUCCAUGGUGCUUCUUUUCACCUAUCCACCUAUGGCGAACUUGUCAAGACCAUGGAUAUCCAUUGUUGUAAAUAUUGCAUCGGUGCUUAAAAGUUGUUCGGUUGCUACCGUUGUAACAUGCUCCUUCAUUCUUCAGAACAAUUCUGUGCCUCAAGAUCAAAGAGCAACUGCAAAUGGCAUAGCAACUACAUUGAUGUCCCUUUUUAAGGCAUUUGCUCCAGCUGGAGCUGGUGUUGUAUUUUCAUGGGCACAAAAGCACCAACAUGCUUUGAUAUUUCCAGGUGAUCAAAUGGUGUUCUUCCUUCUGGACAUUGUCAUACUUUUUGAACUUAUUUGGACAUUCAAGCCAUUUCUAGAUGUGCCAAAGCAAUCUUCUUCGAGCUAACCCUUCUGGCUAAUGGCGUAGACAAGUUGUGUGUUAUUUUUACCAUGAUACGCCAUUGCUAAAAUUUUCUAAAGGUGUCAUUUUUACACCAUCUAAAGGUGCCAUUUCCAUAUACUAUCAACAGUUUUGCUAGAACAACUUCGUUUUGGGGUUCUAUCAGCUUUGAAUGUUCUUUUGUACAUGCUGUGUAUCUCUAAGAUGUAAAUCUAGUAUAUGAAAAAUAUUGCAAUGAUUUUCUACUAGUUAAGGAAUCACUUUGCGUGUAGUUAA
Molecule: messenger RNA, 2038 nt
Organism: Setaria italica (foxtail millet)
Lineage: Eukaryota; Viridiplantae; Streptophyta; Magnoliopsida; Poales; Poaceae
Product: protein ZINC INDUCED FACILITATOR-LIKE 1
Exons: 16
Coding region: 218-1768 (516 amino acids)
Biological process (GO): transmembrane transport
Molecular function (GO): transmembrane transporter activity
Source: RefSeq, a predicted model, not a curated record